Oryzias latipes (Japanese medaka) is the source of this 8392-nucleotide messenger RNA. RefSeq names its product epiplakin 1 (gene eppk1). Gene Ontology annotation, cellular component: keratin filament; membrane; cytoplasm. Gene Ontology annotation, molecular function: structural molecule activity; keratin filament binding. NCBI's taxonomy places the organism in Eukaryota, Metazoa, Chordata, Actinopteri, Beloniformes, Adrianichthyidae. Gene Ontology annotation, biological process: wound healing; intermediate filament bundle assembly. The record is from RefSeq and is a predicted model, not a curated record.
UAAAUGACCAGAGAGCAGGGAGUUCUGCAGAGACGUCUGGAGCGCCUCUCUACGUCAGCUGAAAAGCAAUAAGCAGUACGACGGUGGACGUGCACACCAGACCCCAAGUGAAAUGGAGAAAACAGCUGUAGACAGCUCCUCGUCAAAAACAGCCAUCAGAACAACAAUUACUGAGGUGACUAUCUUCCAGGGAAUCAGAAAAGAUGUCACGGCUUCAGAGCUGUUACAAUCAAAAAUCAUUGACGAGAACACCUUCAAAGACCUCUCUGCUGGAAAGCUCACAGUGACUGAAAUUAGUGAAAAGGACUCUGUGCGCAAAUACCUCGAGGGCACCAACAGCAUCGCUGGAGUGUACCUUCAGGCCACAAAAGAGACACUCAGUAUUCAAGAGGCAAAGAGCCGAGGCCUGCUGACACCUGGGACCUCACUGGUUCUGCUGGAGGCCCAAGCGGCUACAGGCUUUGUCAUUGACCCAGUCAAGAACAAGAAGCUCUCAGUGGAGGAAGCUGUAGCUCAAGGAGUGGUUGGAAAGGAAUGGAAGAGCAAGCUGCUCUCGGCUGAGAGAGCAGUCACGGGAUACAAAGAUCCCUACACUGGAGACACAAUUUCCUUGUUCCAGGCUCUAAAGAAGGAUCUCAUUGUGAAAGAUCAUGGCAUUCGUCUACUUGAGGCACAAAUCGCCACAGGAGGCAUUAUUGAUCCAGUCUACAGUCACAGAGUCCCUGUUCAAGUGGCGUACGAAAGAGGCUACUUUGAUGAAGAAAUGAACCAGAUACUCUCUGACCCUGAUGAUGACACAAAAGGCUUCUUUGAUCCCAACACCCAAGAGAACCUCACCUAUCUCCAGCUGAUUGAACGGUGCACUACGGAUCCCGUCACAGGGCUCAGCUUAUUGGUCAUUGUAAAGAAAGGAGAGUUCUAUUUCUUUGUUGAUGAGGCAACAAAGCUCAUUCUGAAGUCCACUACAACAACAAAAGCUGGAGGAAAGUACAGGGGAACCACAGUGUCUCUGUGGGAUCUGCUCUACUCCAAAUAUAUCACUGAAGAAAAGAGGAGAGAGUUUGUCCAACAGUACAAGACGGGAACCAUCACAAUCAAACAAUUUAUGGACAGUGUCCUGAAAAUUGUGGAGGAGCAGACCGCAAGUCGAAUUGAGAAAACAGCUGUAGACAGCUCCUUGUCAAAUACAUCCAUCAGAACAACAAUUACUGAGGUGACUACCUUCCAGGGAAUCAGAAAAGAUGUCACGGCUUCAGAGCUGUUACAAUCAAAAAUCAUUGACGAGAACACCUUCAAAGACCUCUCUGCUGGAAAGCUCACAGUGGCUGAAAUUAGUGAAAAGGACUCUGUGCGCAAAUACCUCGAGGGCACCAACAGCAUCGCUGGAGUGUACCUUCAGGCCACAAAAGAGACACUCAGUAUUCAAGAGGCAAAGAGCCGAGGCCUGCUGACACCUGGGACUUCACUGGUUCUGCUGGAGGCCCAAGCGGCUACAGGCUUUGUCAUUGACCCAGUCAAGAACAAGAAGCUCUCAGUGGAGGAAGCUGUAGCUCAAGGAGUGGUUGGAAAGGAAUGGAAGAGCAAGCUGCUCUCGGCUGAGAGAGCAGUCACGGGAUACAAAGAUCCCUACACUGGAGACACAAUUUCCUUGUUCCAGGCUCUAAAGAAGGAUCUCAUUGUGAAAGAUCAUGGCAUUCGUCUACUUGAGGCACAAAUCGCCACAGGAGGCAUUAUUGAUCCAGUCUACAGUCACAGAGUCCCUGUUCAAGUGGCGUACGAAAGAGGCUACUUUGAUGAAGAAAUGAACCAAAUACUCUCUGACCCUGAUGAUGACACAAAGGGCUUCUUUGAUCCCAACACCCAAGAGAACCUCACCUAUCUCCAGCUGAUUGAACGGUGCACUACGGAUCCCGUCACAGGGGUCAGCUUAUUGGUCAUUGUAAAGAAAGGAGAGUUCUAUUUCUUUGUUGAUGAGGCAACAAAGCUCAUUCUGAAGUCCACUACAACAACAAAAGCUGGAGGGAAGUACAGGGGAACCACAGUGUCUCUGUGGGAUCUGCUCUACUCCAAAUAUAUCACUGAAGAAAAGAGGAGAGAGCUUGUCCAACAGUACAAGACAGGAACCAUCACAAUCAAACAAUUUAUGGACAGUGUCCUGAAAAUUGUGGAGGAGCAGACCACAAGUCGAAUUGAGAAAACAGCUGUAGACAGCUCCUCGUCAAAUACAUCCAUCAGAACAACAAUUACUGAGGUGACUACCUUCCAGGGAAUCAGAAAAGAUGUCACGGCUUCAGAGCUGUUACAAUCAAAAAUCAUUGACGAGAACACCUUCAAAGACCUCUCUGCUGGAAAGCUCACAGUGGCUGAAAUUAGUGAAAAGGACUCUGUGCGCAAAUACCUCGAGGGCACCAACAGCAUCGCUGGAGUGUACCUUCAGGCCACAAAAGAGACACUCAGUAUUCAAGAGGCAAAGAGCCGAGGCCUGCUGAAACCUGGGACCUCACUGGUUCUGCUGGAGGCCCAAGCGGCUACAGGCUUUGUCAUUGACCCAGUCAAGAACAAGAAGCACUCAGUGGAGGAAGCUGUAGCUCAAGGAGUGGUUGGAAAGGAAUGGAAGAGCAAGCUGCUCUCGGCUGAGAGAGCAGUCACGGGAUACAAAGAUCCCUACACUGGAGACACAAUUUCAUUGUUCCAGGCUCUAAAGAAGGAUCUCAUUGUGAAAGAUCAUGGCAUUCGUCUACUUGAGGCACAAAUCGCCACAGGAGGCAUUAUUGAUCCAGUCUACAGUCACAGAGUCCCUGUUCAAGUGGCGUACGAAAGAGGCUACUUUGAUGAAGAAAUGAACCAGAUACUCUCUGACCCUGAUGAUGACACAAAAGGCUUCUUUGAUCCCAACACCCAAGAGAACCUCACCUAUCUCCAGCUGAUUGAACGGUGCACUACGGAUCCCGUCACAGGGCUCAGCUUAUUGGUCAUUGUAAAGAAAGGAGAGUUCUAUUUCUUUGUUGAUGAGGCAACAAAGCUCAUUCUGAAGUCCACUACAACAACAAAAGCUGGAGGGAAGUACAGGGGAACCACAGUGUCUCUGUGGGAUCUGCUCUACUCCAAAUAUAUCACUGAAGAAAAGAGGAGAGAGCUUGUCCAACAGUACAAGACGGGAACCAUCACAAUCAAACAAUUUAUGGACAGUGUCCUGAAAAUUGUGGAGGAGCAGACCGCAAGUCGAAUUGAGAAAACAGCUGUAGACAGCUCCUCGUCAAAUACAUCCAUCAGAACAACAAUUACUGAGGUGACUACCUUCCAGGGAAUCAGAAAAGAUGUCACGGCUUCAGAGCUGUUACAAUCAAAAAUCAUUGACGAGAACACCUUCAAAGACCUCUCUGCUGGAAAGCUCACAGUGGCUGAAAUUAGUGAAAAGGACUCUGUGCGCAAAUACCUCGAGGGCACCAACAGCAUCGCUGGAGUGUACCUUCAGGCCACAAAAGAGACACUCAGUAUUCAAGAGGCAAAGAGCCGAGGCCUGCUGAAACCUGGGACCUCACUGGUUCUGCUGGAGGCCCAAGCGGCUACAGGCUUUGUCAUUGACCCAGUCAAGAACAAGAAGCACUCAGUGGAGGAAGCUGUAGCUCAAGGAGUGGUUGGAAAGGAAUGGAAGAGCAAGCUGCUCUCGGCUGAGAGAGCAGUCACGGGAUACAAAGAUCCCUACACUGGAGACACAAUUUCAUUGUUCCAGGCUCUAAAGAAGGAUCUCAUUGUGAAAGAUCAUGGCAUUCGUCUACUUGAGGCACAAAUCGCCACAGGAGGCAUUAUUGAUCCAGUCUACAGUCACAGAGUCCCUGUUCAAGUGGCGUACGAAAGAGGCUACUUUGAUGAAGAAAUGAACCAGAUACUCUCUGACCCUGAUGAUGACACAAAAGGCUUCUUUGAUCCCAACACCCAAGAGAACCUCACCUAUCUCCAGCUGAUUGAACGGUGCACUACGGAUCCCGUCACAGGGCUCAGCUUAUUGGUCAUUGUAAAGAAAGGAGAGUUCUAUUUCUUUGUUGAUGAGGCAACAAAGCUCAUUCUGAAGUCCACUACAACAACAAAAGCUGGAGGGAAGUACAGGGGAACCACAGUGUCUCUGUGGGAUCUGCUCUACUCCAAAUAUAUCACUGAAGAAAAGAGGAGAGAGCUUGUCCAACAGUACAAGACAGGAACCAUCACAAUCAAACAAUUUAUGGACAGUGUCCUGAAAAUUGUGGAGGAGCAGACCGCAAGUCGAAUUGAGAAAACAGCUGUAGACAGCUCCUCGUCAAAUACAUCCAUCAGAACAACAAUUACUGAGGUGACUACCUUCCAGGGAAUCAGAAAAGAUGUCACGGCUUCAGAGCUGUUACAAUCAAAAAUCAUUGACGAGAACACCUUCAAAGACCUCUCUGCUGGAAAGCUCACAGUGGCUGAAAUUAGUGAAAAGGACUCUGUGCGCAAAUACCUCGAGGGCACCAACAGCAUCGCUGGAGUGUACCUUCAGGCCACAAAAGAGACACUCAGUAUUCAAGAGGCAAAGAGCCGAGGCCUGCUGACACCUGGGACCUCACUGGUUCUGCUGGAGGCCCAAGCGGCUACAGGCUUUGUCAUUGACCCAGUCAAGAACAAGAAGCUCUCAGUGGAGGAAGCUGUAGCUCAAGGAGUGGUUGGAAAGGAAUGGAAGAGCAAGCUGCUCUCGGCUGAGAGAGCAGUCACGGGAUACAAAGAUCCCUACACUGGAGACACCAUUUCCUUGUUCCAGGCUCUAAAGAAGGAUCUCAUUGUGAAAGAUCAUGGCAUUCGUCUACUUGAGGCACAAAUCGCCACAGGAGGUAUUAUUGAUCCAGUCUACAGUCACAGAGUCCCUGUUCAAGUGGCGUACGAAAGAGGCUACUUUGAUGAAGAAAUGAACCAGAUACUCUCUGACCCUGAUGAUGACACAAAAGGCUUCUUUGAUCCCAACACCCAAGAGAACCUCACCUAUCUCCAGCUGAUUGAACGAUGCACUACGGAUCCCGUCACAGGGCUCAGCUUAUUGGUCAUUGUAAAGAAAGGAGAGUUCUAUUUCUUUGUUGAUGAGGCAACAAAGCUCAUUCUGAAGUCCACUACAACAACAAAAGCUGGAGGGAAGUACAGGGGAACCACAGUGUCUCUGUGGGAUCUGCUCUACUCCAAAUAUAUCACUGAAGAAAAGAGGAGAGAGCUUGUCCAACAGUACAAGACAGGAACCAUCACAAUCAAACAAUUUAUGGACAGUGUCCUGAAAAUUGUGGAGGAGCAGACCGCAAGUCGAAUUGAGAAAACAGCUGUAGACAGCUCCUCGUCAAAUACAUCCAUCAGAACAACAAUUACUGAGGUGACUACCUUCCAGGGAAUCAGAAAAGAUGUCACGGCUUCAGAGCUGUUACAAUCAAAAAUCAUUGACGAGAACACCUUCAAAGACCUCUCUGCUGGAAAGCUCACAGUGGCUGAAAUUAGUGAAAAGGACUCUGUGCGCAAAUACCUCGAGGGCACCAACAGCAUCGCUGGAGUGUACCUUCAGGCCACAAAAGAGACACUCAGUAUUCAAGAGGCAAAGAGCCGAGGCCUGCUGACACCUGGGACCUCACUGGUUCUGCUGGAGGCCCAAGCGGCUACAGGCUUUGUCAUUGACCCAGUCAAGAACAAGAAGCUCUCAGUGGAGGAAGCUGUAGCUCAAGGAGUGGUUGGAAAGGAAUGGAAGAGCAAGCUGCUCUCGGCUGAGAGAGCAGUCACGGGAUACAAAGAUCCCUACACUGGAGACACCAUUUCCUUGUUCCAGGCUCUAAAGAAGGAUCUCAUUGUGAAAGAUCAUGGCAUUCGUCUACUUGAGGCACAAAUCGCCACAGGAGGCAUUAUUGAUCCAGUCUACAGUCACAGAGUCCCUGUUCAAGUGGCGUACGAAAGAGGCUACUUUGAUGAAGAAAUGAACCAGAUACUCUCUGACCCUGAUGAUGACACAAAAGGCUUCUUUGAUCCCAACACCCAAGAGAACCUCACCUAUCUCCAGCUGAUUGAACGGUGCACUACGGAUCCCGUCACAGGGCUCAGCUUAUUGGUCAUUGUAAAGAAAGGAGAGUUCUAUUUCUUUGUUGAUGAGGCAACAAAGCUCAUUCUGAAGUCCACUACAACAACAAAAGCUGGAGGGAAGUACAGGGGAACCACAGUGUCUCUGUGGGAUCUGCUCUACUCCAAAUAUAUCACUGAAGAAAAGAGGAGAGAGCUUGUCCAACAGUACAAGACAGGAACCAUCACAAUCAAACAAUUUAUGGACAGUGUCCUGAAAAUUGUGGAGGAGCAGACCACAAGUCGAAUUGAGAAAACAGCUGUAGACAGCUCCUCGUCAAAUACAUCCAUCAGAACAACAAUUACUGAGGUGACUACCUUCCAGGGAAUCAGAAAAGAUGUCACGGCUUCAGAGCUGUUACAAUCAAAAAUCAUUGACGAGAACACCUUCAAAGACCUCUCUGCUGGAAAGCUCACAGUGGCUGAAAUUAGUGAAAAGGACUCUGUGCGCAAAUACCUCAAGGGCACCAACAGCAUCGCUGGAGUGUACCUUCAGGCCACAAAAGAGACACUCAGUAUUCAAGAGGCAAAGAGCCGAGGCCUGCUGACACCUGGGACCUCUCUGGUUCUGCUGGAGGCCCAAGCGGCUACAGGCUUUGUCAUUGACCCAGUCAAGAACAAGAAGCUCUCAGUGGAGGAAGCUGUAGCUCAAGGAGUGGUUGGAAAGGAAUGGAAGAGCAAGCUGCUCUCGGCUGAGAGAGCAGUCACAGGAUACAAAGAUCCCUACACUGGAGACACAAUUUCUUUGUUCCAGGCUCUAAAGAAGGAUCUCAUUGUGAAAGAUCAUGGCAUUCGUCUACUUGAGGCUCAAAUUGCCACAGGAGGCAUUAUUGAUCCAGUCUACAGUCACAGAGUACCCAGUCAAGUGGCGUACGAAAGAGGCUACUUUGAUGAAGAAAUGAACCAGAUACUCUCUGACCCUGAUGAUGACACAAAAGGCUUCUUUGAUCCCAACACCCAAGAGAACCUCACCUAUCUCCAGCUGAUUGAGAGGUGCACUACAGAUCCCAUCACAGGUCUUUGCUUACUCCCGCUGGUAAAAUAAAUGUGAUCCAUUAAAUCCACAUCCACAGUUAGGCCAAUCUGAUGUUAGUAUAAGAAAUUGUAAAGUUUAUUUUAAGAAUUUCUUUUUAAAAAAGCGACAAAAGUGGUCACAUUUAUCCCCAAAAUUCAGAACUUGUUAAAAAUACUAACUGACACAAGGCCAGCAAUGGUAACACAAGGUUACAAAUUAUAUAUUGUUUUGCUCCCAAUACAUGUCCUGCAAUAGUAUCACUGUCUUAUGCAAAGUUUUUUUUAAAAUACAAAAUCAAACCCUGACUUUCCAUGUUUUAUUCUGAUCUUGUGCUUUUUUUUUAGUAAUCUGUGUCUUUAACAGUUCUAAACAUGAUAUGCAUUUUAGUAACAUUACUGGCUUAUUGAUGAUUAUUUGGUUACUUUGUUUAACUGUAGUAUCUGAAUAUGACACAUUUUCAUUUGAAGAUAUCGGCACUAAUAAGCAACUAACAAAACACCCUUUCUUAAAAAGAAAUGUGUAUAUUUUGUUGAAAUGCUUUCAUUUAUUAUCUUAAAAAACAACAAAGUUUUGGCAAAUUGUUUGGCGCCUUUGGACCCCUUUAGUUUCAUGUCACUAUUGAGUACCUAAAAAGGGAAUUAAAAAACAACUAUUUUGUGCAGUAGAUGCAACUUUUCCAAAAAUACUGUAUAUUUUCUUUUGCAGUAACUGUAAAUUUUCUUCUUCAACAAUAAAGAAAAUGAAAUCCUGUAUUAAUCUUUUGUUAUUACAAAUCUUUCUGAAAGACACAAAAUAGUCAUGAAUAUGGAGAGAGAGGUAUGAUGUGAUGCUAGACCUAUUCAAAUCCAGCAGACUUCUUUAUGACUAAAUAAAAAGAAAAACAAACUGUGUAUCAUUUAACUGUUGGUGUAUUCUUUUUGACCAUUUUUCAGUCUUGUUACAUUUAUUUUAUUAAACAGAAAUUUGAAGAAUAGUACUAAUUUUAAAGAAUAUAAAUUUCACCAGUGGCCAAAUUAUUAAAUGAAGAUAGACACUUUAGUGAUGCUAAAUUAACUAAUGUAUUUUCUUUUCAGGCUAAAAAAAAUCUUCGUUGGUAAUAAUACAGAAAUAUGUAAUAGCAAGUAAUUAUUUCAACUAUUGAAGCUUUUUUUUUUUUUUUUGCUCACAUCUUCAAAUUAAUCACAAUUUGCUCAUUUUUUAUAUUUUUUGACUUUGAAAUGCUUUAUUCACAUCUGUUUAAGCUGUAGUUUUUUGUUCAUAUUCCCAAAUAAACUGUGUAAACAU